Alnus glutinosa is the source of this 1058-nucleotide messenger RNA. RefSeq names its product nudix hydrolase 17, mitochondrial-like. The transcript has 5 exons. The record is from RefSeq and is a predicted model, not a curated record. Bases 257 to 763 code for a protein of 168 amino acids. Lineage: Eukaryota; Viridiplantae; Streptophyta; Magnoliopsida; Fagales; Betulaceae. Gene Ontology annotation, cellular component: nucleus; cytoplasm. Gene Ontology annotation, molecular function: pyrophosphatase activity.
AUCCAUCAAAGCCAGAAGAACCUUUUUGCCUCCCUGUCUUCGCCUCAAUUUCUCUAUCUAUCUAUCUAUAUAUAUAUAUAUAUAUCUAUAUAUAUGUAUAUCCAGAUCAAUUUUUGUGUCUAAAUAUAUAUUUGGAGCUCGGUCCCUGAUUGGCAUAACAAAUCAUACGCCUUUGGGUCUUGUUUGUUUCGGAACUAAUUAGAAGAUCCUUUCUCUUUUGGGUUUUUGUUUCGGAUUCUCAGAAAAUCUUUGGAAGAUGGUUUGUUUGGUUUCUCGCACGGGAAGAGAGUUGCAAAGGUACAACAACUCGGGUUGCCGCCAAGUUGUCGGAUGCAUACCUUAUAGAUACAAAAGUGGCUGUGAUGGGAACAUGAGCAAUGAAUUGGAAGUCCUUGUGAUCAGUUCACAGAAAGGCCAAGGAUUGACGUUCCCCAAGGGUGGUUGGGAACUUGACGAAUCAACAAUGGAAGAAGCAGCUUCACGAGAGUCACUUGAAGAAGCCGGGGUUCUUGGCAACAUCGAGUGUGAAUUGGGAAAAUGGAGCUUCAUGAGCAAACGCCAUGGCACAUGUUAUGAAGGCUACAUGUUCCCUUUAUUAGUGAAGGAGCAACUUGAUCCAUGGCCGGAGAAGAAUGUACGCCGGAGACUAUGGAUGGCAGCAGCCGAAGCCAGAGAAGUUUGUCAGCAUUGGUGGAUGAAGGAAGCCUUGGACAUAUUUGUUGAACGGCAGCAACAGAAGGCAGUUAUUUCGCCUGUUUUCUGACUCUUGGACAACAACAUUGAAUUGUUUUGUACAUAGAUCGAACAGUCCUUGCAGCCACAUAUUAAUUUGUCUUUUAAUCUUCAAAAACCAGAACGUGGGACGGCUGAUUAAGAACAUAUAUAACUAGCUAGGCCGACAAGGGUUGUACGUACGUAGUUAAAACAAAGUGUUGAUUACAAUUACUUCUUCUUCUUCUUCUUCUUCUUCUUCUUUAUUUCAUUUUUUAACGAGCAAAUCCUAUACAAGAUGUACAUGUUCAAAUUAACCUUUUGAACUACUAUAUGCUUUUGGCAAA